Leptopilina heterotoma is the source of this 2627-nucleotide messenger RNA. Its product is annotated as WD repeat-containing protein 48. Bases 222 to 2267 code for a protein of 681 amino acids. The transcript has 11 exons. Gene Ontology annotation, molecular function: ubiquitin binding. Gene Ontology annotation, biological process: double-strand break repair via homologous recombination; protein deubiquitination. Lineage: Eukaryota; Metazoa; Arthropoda; Insecta; Hymenoptera; Figitidae. The record is from RefSeq and is a predicted model, not a curated record.
AAAUCACGUUUUGGAAUUCUGUUCUUUGCGGGGAAAUAAUGAUACUCUCGUUGGUAAUUAAUAAAAAGAAAAAACGCCGUACGUAAAUAGUUUAUAAUAAUGUAAUAUUUUCCGAGAAAAAUGGGCAGACUAUCAAAUUAGAUGUAAUCGUUUAAUGCAACAUUGAAUUUUCGAAUGUUUCCCUGGAUUUUGGUGAGCGAAAAAGUUUUUACAAAAAUACAAUGGCAACUCACAAGACAGGUGGGCAAAGUGCCCGAAAGAAAGUACAGGUUUCAAUGGUUAUAAGAGAUGAAGUGGAGAGAAAACAUCGCGCAGGAGUUAAUUCCUUGCAAUAUGAUCCAAAUUUGCAUAGGUUGUACUCUGCUGGUCGUGACAGCAUAAUAAGAAUGUGGAAUUGCACAAAUAUGAAUGAUCCGUAUAUUCAAUCGUUGGAGCAUCAUACGGAUUGGGUUAAUGAUAUCGUACUAUGUUGCGGAGGAAAAAAUCUUAUAUCUGCAAGUUCGGAUACGACAGUAAAAGUUUGGAGUGCUCAUAAGGGAUUUUGUAUGUCAACAUUAAGAACGCACAAAGAUUAUGUCAAGUCAUUAGCUUACGCUAAAGAUAAGGAGCAAGUUGCGAGUGCCGGUUUGGAUAGGGCAAUAUUUCUUUGGGACGUUAAUACACUCACGGCACUAACCGCUAGUAACAAUACCGUAACAACAUCUUCACUCUCUGGAAAUAAGGAUUCAAUAUAUAGUUUAGCGAUGAAUCCAUCGGGUUCAGUUAUUGUUAGCGGUAGUACGGAGAAAGUGUUGAGAGUCUGGGAUCCAAGGACGUGUAAUAAAUUGAUGAAAUUAAGAGGUCAUACGGACAAUAUAAAGGCACUAGUUCUCAAUAAAGAUGGCACGCAAUGUUUGUCUGCCAGUUCGGAUGGCACUAUUAAAUUAUGGUCUCUCGGUCAGCAACGUUGUGUUCAAACGAUAAAAGUUCACAGUGAAGGUGUUUGGGCCUUGCUGGUGAACGAUACAUUUAGUCAUGUUCUAUCGGGCGGUAGAGAUAAAAAGGUAAUAAUGACAGAACUGAAGAAUCCACAACGAUACAGUUUAAUCUGUGAAGAAAAAGCUCCAAUAUUAAAAAUGGUUAUGACCCCAGACCAGUCCAGUAUUUGGGUGGCAACUAGUGAAUCUACAAUUAAUAAUUACAGUAUUUCAUUUCGAGGCGAUCAAUGCGGAGAUUAUUGUGUGGACGGUAUUGGAAAUGCGGUGGGCGUUAUGAUACCACAAAAUUCAGAUCCAGUGCAAAGGAUAUUGGGUGGACCGGCGAUAAGACAAUGUUACGUUUUAAAUGACAGGCGGCAUGUUUUAACCAAAGACACUGAGGAGAAUGUAUCACUUUAUGAUGUAUUGAAAGCGUCCAAAGUUGAAGAAUUGGGCCACGUUGAUUUCGAUCAGGAAGUGAAGAAUCGUAAUAAAAUUGUUUUCGUUCCCAAUUGGUUUAAUGUCGAUUUGAAAACAGGGAUGUUAACAAUUCAUUUGGGUCAAGAUGAGAACGAUUGUUUUUCCGCGUGGGUUUCGGCAAAGGAAACAGGCCUAGCUGAAGACGAUGCAGUCGAUCAAAAAGUCAAUUAUGGAAAUCUACUUCUACAAGCACUUUUGGAACAAUGGUGGCGACCAUUGCACGCCGAUGAUGAGAAUGAGACGAACAGUAACGAUGGUAAUGUCCCAAGGCAUACGCGAGGUGGAAAUCCUUAUUUUUCCGUACCUGGACACACGCCCGUUAUUUUCAGUGAAGUGGGAGGUAGAACAUUAUAUAGAUUACUCGUUCAAGACGCCGGUGGGGAAACAGAAGGUGUUUUAUUAAACGACACUGUUCCGCCCUGGGUUCGUGAUAUUGUUGUCGAUAAAAAUUUGCCAAAAUUCAUUAAAAUUCCAUUUUAUCUUUUACCACAUUCCACGUCUGGUGUGAAGAGUUUAAAAAAGGAUCGCCUAAUAGCCAACGAUUUUAUACAAAUACGUAAAGUCGCCGAGCACGUUUACGACAAAGUUUUGGGAGCAGGAAGUGAUUCUGGUUCGGUUGCCGGUGGUGGAAAUACAGUUUCCAGCGGUUCUCCUGCCGGCGAUAGAGCAAAUACGGAUUCAAAUGCCGAUAACUCGUCAUUGGCUGAAGAAAAAGUCGAAUUAUUGUGCAACGAUCAAUUACUGGAUCCUUCAAUGGAUUUGAGAACCGUGAGACAUUUUAUCUGGAAAAGUUCAACGGACUUGACACUUCACUAUCGACCAGUGAAAUAAGUUGGAGUCGUGUUUUUUGAACAAAAAAAGAGAGAGAAAAAAAAUGAUGAUCAUUAUACAAGUGUUCCUGAUUCUUUUCAAUGACAAAGUAGGCAAUUAUUCCUAUCGAUAUUUAAUAUAGAAAUAUAUAUCUAUAUACACACGUAAAAUCUGGAUCAAUUAGUACGCGAUAAUUAUACGAAAAAGAGAAAAACUUAGCAAAAAAAAAAAAAAUUGCUGCAAGACUUGAGCGUACAUAUUUUAUAAAGAAAAAAAAAUGAUUUUUUAAAAAAUAUUCAUUAGAAUUUAAAAAAAAAGAAACAAACUUUGUAGUAGAAAAUCUUAAGUUCCACCAGGUUCCACGAUUUUUAGAAACUAAAA